CGCGCGGGCCCGGGCGUGCGGGCGGCGGGCGCGCGCCGGGCGCGGGAGCGGCGCGGCCCCGCGCCAUGCGGGCCCAGCUGGAGCGGUGCCGCGGCGAGUGGCGGGAGCUGGAGGAGGAGUUCCGGCAGCUCCAGGAAACACACAAAGUUUACAGGCAGAAACUGGAAGAAGUCACCAGCUUGCAGACAGCCUGCAGCAGCUCCAUACACCGGCAGAAGAAGACACUGAGGGAUCUGAAGCACAGCCUGCAGCGGUGCAAGCCCAGAGCGAGUCCUGAGGAGUUUGCUCUCAUUCAGGAGAUCAGCAGCCAGAUCAAGGAGAGGCAGAAUGCCUUCUUUGACAUGGAAGCCUACCUGCCCAAGAGGAAUGGCCUGUACUUAAAUCUGGUGCUGGGAAAUGUGAAUGUCACUCUCUUGAGCAACCAGGCAAAGUUUGCCUACAAGGACGAGUAUGAGAAGUUCAAACUUUAUCUGACAAUAAUCUUGUUACUCGGGGCUGUUGCCUGCAGGUGUUUUCUCCACUACAGGGUGACAGAUGAAGUGUUUAACUUUCUGUUGGUGUGGUAUUACUGCACGCUGACGAUACGGGAAAGCAUUCUCAUUAGCAAUGGCUCAAGGAUCAAAGGCUGGUGGGUGUCUCAUCACUACGUUUCCACAUUCCUGUCUGGAGUGAUGUUAACAUGGCCGGAUGGACUCAUGUAUCAGAUGUUUCGCAGUCAAUUUUUAGCAUUUUCAAUAUUUCAGAGCUGUGUUCAGUUCUUACAGUAUUAUUACCAAAGGGGCUGCCUCUAUAGGCUCCGGGCUUUGGGGGAGAGAAACCACUUGGACCUUACAGUAGAAGGAUUCCAGUCCUGGAUGUGGCGGGGGCUGACGUUUCUCCUUCCCUUCUUGUUCUUUGGGCAUUUCUGGCAGCUAUACAAUGCAAUCACGCUUUUCAGAUUGUCAAGGCACAAGGAAUGCAAAGAAUGGCAGGUUUUUGUGUUGGCUUUCACAUUCCUGCUGCUCUUCCUCGGGAACUUCCUCACUACUCUCAAGGUGGUGCACACUAAACUGCAGAAGAACAAAGACAAGGUGAAGAAGCUGUGACUCUCCCUGUUCCCAGUGUGCAUCCAUCCCUGUGCCCCCAGCAGGGCUGGGUUUGGGACAGAUCCUGCUCAACCCCAGCCAGGCAAUGGAUGGGCUCGGAAGGACUCGCCUGUCCCCGUGUUUGGUGAAGGACUCUGCCAGCACAGACUCAGUAUUAAUGCAAGCAUGGCUCUCCAGUCACACUCCUGCUAUUUAUGUAUAUUUAAUAUAAAAUGUAUUUGCUUCUGGGGUUUUUCUUCUGUAUAUAGAGCAGCAUGCACCUGCCUGGCAAAGUGCCAGUGUUGGGGAAAAUGUGGGAUCUACUGUAAUUCCAAUUCUGGAAUGAUACCUGACACUUUCCAGUUUUAUUAUUUAAAUUCUGGGUAUUGAAUUUAUUGAGGUUUAUGAACCCUCUGGGUGGAUCAGUAAUAUAGAGCGAAUGCUGAUUUUCAAGGCAUUUGUUUAAUGCAUAUUCUCAGUGGCAAUACUAACUUGUGUGUACUGUGAAAAGAAAAUACUCAUCUUUGUACCAUACUGCUGCUAUAUACACUUCUAAAAAGCUAUUUAAAAAUGAGGAAUUCCUCCUUUGAAAACAAAAUGAUGCAAGCAAAAUCAGUUUUUAAAUGGCAGGGAAGACUGCUAGCCCUUUUCCAGGGAGACCAGGUCGUUUGUCCAGGCCUGAAAGAACCUAAAAUAAACCAUUCAAUAUGCAA
Lonchura striata (white-rumped munia) is the source of this 1777-nucleotide messenger RNA. It is a transcript of the gene TMEM120B, whose product is annotated as transmembrane protein 120B. The record is from RefSeq and is a predicted model, not a curated record. Gene Ontology annotation, biological process: fat cell differentiation. Gene Ontology annotation, cellular component: nuclear inner membrane. Lineage: Eukaryota; Metazoa; Chordata; Aves; Passeriformes; Estrildidae.